Messenger RNA from Cylas formicarius (sweet potato weevil), 1353 nucleotides. Its product is annotated as odorant receptor 30a-like. Gene Ontology annotation, biological process: detection of chemical stimulus involved in sensory perception of smell; sensory perception of smell. The record is from RefSeq and is a predicted model, not a curated record. Gene Ontology annotation, cellular component: plasma membrane. The coding region runs from base 36 to 1175 and encodes 379 amino acids. Lineage: Eukaryota; Metazoa; Arthropoda; Insecta; Coleoptera; Brentidae. Gene Ontology annotation, molecular function: olfactory receptor activity; odorant binding. The transcript has 7 exons.
CCCAGAAAAAUAUCUUUUACUCCGCCAAAAUAGUGAUGAUCGUCUGCGGGAUAUGGCGGUUGGAGCUGCCCACAGAGUCGAUUUUUUGGAAAACGGUUUAUAGAAUCUACUCUGCUGCAUCAAAGAUAUUGCUAAGCACGACCGUCUUAGCGUUGUUGGCUAAAUUUCCCGAACUGCUUGAGAAAGACGCCCUGGCAGCAAUGGAAAUUGCUUCUCUCGCAGUCGCUUCUGGAGUUGUACUGGCGAAGAUGAUGGCAUGUCAGUCGCGAGGAAAUCUUCAAUUAAUUCAAACUGCUAGACAAGAGGAGGACCAGUUGUAUAUCCAGGCUAACAAAAUUUCCCAACGUGUCUAUAGUCGUCACGUCGAUUAUUGUCAGAAAUUAGCUCUGAUCAUCGCUAUCGUCUUUUUCCCAACUACGUUCUCUUUAGUAGCACAAGGGAUACAGAAAAACUACGCAUAUACCAAGACCGACCAAAACAAUACGGUAGAAAGACCACUUAUUUUCUUAUGUUGGUAUCCCUUCCGCACUGAAAAUUACCACUCCUACGUACUCGUAGACCAGGCGAUAAGAGUACUCAAUGCGGGCACUUGUAAUCUCUCGACGACCAUAUUCAUAGAGACAGUUCUCUUGUUUUUGAGGGCCCAAUUGAUAAUACUUCAAGAACAAUUUAGAACCUUCUACAAGGGCACUGACGAGGCACCAAACGCUAUCACGGAUCACACUAAUCAGCAUGUUGUAAAGGGGUUGUGCGUCAGUCAUCAGAAAUUGAUCUAUUACUUGGCCAGCUUCAACGAAUCGCUCAAAUUUAUAAUGCUCUUAGAGUACGUUGCAUCCUCUCUAGUAAUUGCAUUAUCGAUUCUAGAGGCUCUCGGAGGACACAAUGUUCUCUUCAACGCUGGAUUUGUGAUCAGCAAUUUCGGUGGAUUGAUGUUUCUAUCGUGGAACUGCAAUGAAAUUAUAGUUCAGAGUGCAGAAUUGGCAACGGCGCUCUAUGAGAGCGAAUGGUAUGAGCAGGAUAAGCACAGUAACGCUUUGCUUCAAAUAAUGAUGAUUCGGUCGCAAAAACCGUUGGCUAUUACAAUCGGAUCAUUCGGUCCCAUGACCGUGGAUGCGGGAAUGUCGAGAAUGCGGCUUGCUUAUUCUUAUACGACGGUCUUAGGAGGCAACUUUUGAGGCACAAAUGGUACUUAUUGACGAAGCCCUAAAGCUGAGAGGAACAGAACAAAAUUUCGUUUUUCGAUGAACAUUCAAUAGAUGUACUUUAAAACAAAUUUUUCCUAAGCCACCAUUGUUUUGUUAAUUCAAAAAUGUAAAUACCGAAUUGUACAAUUCAUAAAAUAUAGUAUGCAAU